This is a messenger RNA of Chrysochloris asiatica (Cape golden mole), 963 nucleotides long. RefSeq names its product arrestin domain containing 5 (gene ARRDC5). The annotation marks the transcript as partial. Gene Ontology annotation, biological process: protein transport. The record is from RefSeq and is a predicted model, not a curated record. The transcript is spliced from 4 exons. Gene Ontology annotation, cellular component: cytoplasm. NCBI's taxonomy places the organism in Eukaryota, Metazoa, Chordata, Mammalia, Afrosoricida, Chrysochloridae.
GAAGAUGUUUCUCGACCCCCCCAGCCCCCCAUGUCUGUGGUGAAGUCGAUUGAACUAGUACUGCCCAAGGAUACCAUCUAUCUGGCCGGCUCCAGCCUAAAUGGGCAGGUGAUUCUAACCCUGAACAGCACCCUGGUAGACCCCAUAGUGAAGGUGGAACUCGUGGGAAGGGGCUACGUCGAGUGGAAUGAAGAAACCGGGGCAUCCCUCGAUUAUAGCAGAGAUGUGAUUUGCAUCAACCAGGCCGACUAUAUGCAUAAAACAAAGACAUUUCCAGUGCAGGAUAAUUGGUUAAGUGCGGGCAGUCACAAGUUUGACUUCCAUUUCAACUUACCUCCCAGGCUUCCUUCUACCUUCACCAGCAAAAUUGGCCGCGUCUUCUACUACGUACAGGCUUCCUGCAUGGGCAGGGAGCUCAUUUUAGCCAAGAAGAGGUUAUAUUUAUUGAUUCAAGGAACUUCGAAUUUCCACAAAGAAAACCUGUUCCAGAACCCUCUGUUGGUUGAGGCUGAGAAGAGGAUCUCGUAUAAUUGCUGCAGCCAGGGCACCAUCCACCUGCAGAUCCACAUGGAAAAGAACAUCUUUACACCUGGGGACAGGGUCAUUUUCACGACGGAGAUCAACAACCAGACCAGCAAGUGCAUCAAGACGGUCCUCUUCGCCCUCUACGCCCACGUGCAAUACCAAGGCUUCACGCCCAGUACUGAGCGGCGGACAUGCACGGAGAGCAGCGAGCUGCUGCGUCAGGAGGCCCACACCCACAUCGCACCCUUCGACACCACCAAGGUCAUCAGCACCUUCUACCUGCCCCUGGUGCUGUCGGUGAGCAGCAGCGGCCACCAGCAGGACACAGAGAUCAUGAGUACGCAGUAUGAGCUGGUCAUCACCAUCCACCUGCCCUGGUCCCUGACCACGGUGAAGGCCAAAGUUCCCAUUAUCAUCACCAGCUCAUCGAUGGACUCA